UACUCCUAUAGUAGUAUUUAUUUAUUUUAAUAUAUUUUCAAUGAAAAUGACUAAAUUUAGCCGUCAAAAUUUAAUGUUGUAGCUGAAAUAAAGGCCCCUUUUCGGCCAUAGCUUUCACCUGAAUUCAAGCAAUCCUCUUCGGGAACUAAAAAAAACCAAAAAUAAAAAAAAAACAAUCACAAACAACAAUUUCCAAACCUCUAAAAAUAAUUCAAAUCAUUUCUAUAUCUCCCACACAAUUAAUCAAUUCAAAAUUUUGUCGACGCUUAAAAAUCACUAGUGUCACCACCGGCUGCAAAAUUCUUGAAACUUUCCCACUUUUUUUUCCCUCUUAACAAUGGGGAGAAAAAAAUCCGUAGUUUCAUACCUCUGCGGCGUCUUGUUCCGCAAGAAACCGCCGGCGGUGGAGGACGGCGACGACGACGACGAACACGACAUAGAAAAAUCCAUUUCCUCCACCACCAGCUCCGGCGCCGGCGCCGGCCGCGGCGACGGCACUCUCUCGCCGGGGGCCGCCGCGGCCGGGAAGUCAUGCAGCCCCGACGGCAACCGCCGCCGCCAGUCGCUGCCGAUGCCGCCCGGCACCGCCGCCGGAAGCCACCACAUGCGGACCGCCUCCUGCGGCCACAACCUCCAGCACCGGCGCUCGAACUCCGGCGUCUCGAAGCUCGUGUCGAGCAUGAGCCUCCGCGUCAUGGGCGGCGCCGGAGCCGCCGCCGGCGGCGGCGCCGCCGCGCCGGAAAAACCCCGAGUGAGGGAGCGGUCGAGGUACUUCAAACACGAGGAUUCCGUGUGGAAGAAGACGAUCAUCUUAGGGGAGAGGUGUAGGGUUCCCGACGACGACGACGACGACCUCAAUUUGUACGAUGAGAAGGGCAACAAGAUUAUUACCUACCAUCCCAAGUCGCAUAGCGGCUUGUUACAGUAUUCGCGGCAAAACACAUCUUUAGAUCCCGACGACGACGACGAUUAUUUGAGGAAGUUGUAGAUUCAUUGUAAAUAAAAUUUUUGAUGUGUUCAUAAUUUUUUCUUUUUUUUUUUGGUAUUUGGAAUCUUUGGUUGGUGGUUUAUGUGAUAGUUUAAAUUAUCCAGAUAAUCAUCUGUUUAAUUUAAAUUAUUUUGUUGAGUUUAA
Molecule: messenger RNA, 1132 nt
Organism: Salvia miltiorrhiza (redroot sage)
Lineage: Eukaryota; Viridiplantae; Streptophyta; Magnoliopsida; Lamiales; Lamiaceae
Exons: 2
Coding region: 338-988 (216 amino acids)
Source: RefSeq, a predicted model, not a curated record